Messenger RNA from Limulus polyphemus (Atlantic horseshoe crab), 491 nucleotides. Its product is annotated as roundabout homolog 2-like. Lineage: Eukaryota; Metazoa; Arthropoda; Merostomata; Xiphosura; Limulidae. Gene Ontology annotation, molecular function: axon guidance receptor activity. Gene Ontology annotation, biological process: synapse organization; homophilic cell-cell adhesion. The annotation marks the transcript as partial. The record is from RefSeq and is a predicted model, not a curated record. The transcript has 2 exons. Gene Ontology annotation, cellular component: plasma membrane; axon; neuronal cell body.
CAUUGAUUACUGUGAAAGCAUCAUGAAUUACUGAAUUGGAAACUUAUAUUAUCACGUGACACCGAAACUGCUAAGGGGUGACGAAGAUGAUCAGAUGAUCACGAGGGAAAAGCUAAAGUAUCUAUAACACACCAUGUCCGUGAAGAAAUUCCUGGUGGUGUACGUGGGUCUCUUCAGCUGUGUGGGAGUGAGCGUUCAACGACCACCAAAGAUUACAGAACAUCCAAUUGAUCUUGUAGUAAAGAAAUUUGAGCCUGCCAAGUUAAACUGUAAAGCAGACGGAGAACCGACUCCAGAAAUUGAAUGGUACCACAAUGGCGAACGGAUCAUUCACGACACGCCAAACCGGAUGAUCUUACCCAAAGGCGUCUCUCUUUUCUUCCUUCGCAUCAUACAGAACAGAAGAGAACAAGAUACUGGCACCUACUGGUGUGUUGCCCGGAACCUUCUCGGUGUAGCAAGAAGUCGAAAUGCAACCAUUGAACUUGCGG